GUUAUGAAAUGUGCACACAGGAGGCUUUCCAAACUCAGAGGAGCCAGCUGGUGGGGCUCCUGGUCUCGGGGUCCCUGGAGGGCUUCGAGAGCAUCCUGGACUGGCUGCUUUCCUGGGAAGUCCUCUCCUGGGAAGACUACGAGGGCCUCAGCCUCCUGGGGCAGCCCCUCUCCUACUUGGCCAGGCGCCUCCUGGACACCGUCUGGAAUAAGGGCACUUGGGGCUGUGAACAGCUGGUCGCAGCUGUCCGGGAGGCCCAGACUGACUGCCAGGCUCUAGAGCUUUCCAGCUGCUGGGACCCCCACUCGCCCCACCCAGCCCGUGACCUGCAGAGUCACCGGCCAGCCAUCGUCAGGAGACUCUACAGCCACGUGGAGGAUGUGCUGAAUCUGGCGUGGGAGCAGGGUUUCAUCAGCCAGUACGAACGUGAUGAAAUCAGGUUGCCCAUCUUCACAUCCUCCCAGCGGGCAAGGAGGCUCCUCGAUCUUGCCACAGUGAAGGCAAAUGGGUUGGCUGCCUUCCUUCUACGACAUGUUCAGGAAUUGCCAGUCCCGUUGGCCAUGCCUUCUGAAGAUGCCGCAUGUAAGAAGUACAUGUCCAAGCUGAGGACCACGAUAUCUUCUCAGUCUCGCUUUCUGAGCACCUAUGAUGGGGCAGAGAAUCUUUGCCUGGAGGAAAUAUAUACAGAGAAUGUUCUGGAGAUCCGAACAGAAAUGGGUCUGGCCAGGUCCCCGCAGAAGAGCCCUGCUACCCUAAGCCUGGAGGAACUCUUCAGUACCUGUGGCCACCUCAAUGAAGAUGCAGACACUGUGCUGGUGGUGGGUGAGGCGGGCAGUGGUAAGAGCACAUUGCUGCAGCGAAUGCACCUGCUGUGGGCUUCAGGGCGCGACUUCCAGGAAUUUCUCUUUGUCUUCCCAUUCAGCUGUCGGCAGCUGCAGUGCGUGGCAAAGCCGCUCUCUGUGCAGAUGCUGCUCUUUGAACACUGCUGUUGGCCUGACUUUGGCCAACAGGAAGUCUUUCAGUUCCUCCUUGACCACCCCAACCGUGUCCUCUUAACCUUCGAUGGCUUUGAUGAGUUCAGGUUCAGGUUCUCAGAUCAUGAGCGUCACUGCUCUCCGACCGACCCCACAUCUGUCCAGAAUCUGCUGUUCAACCUUCUGCAGGGCAACUUGCUAAAGAAUGCCCGCAAGGUGUUGACCAGCCGUCCUGAUGCAGUGUCGGCAUUACUCAGGAAGUACCUGCGCUUGGAAAUCAACCUGAAGGGCUUCUCAGAAGAGGGCAUUGAGCUGUACCUGAGGAAGUGCCACCGUGAGCCAGGGGUGGCCGACCGCCUCAUCCGCCUGCUCAAAACGACCUCAGCCCUGCAUGGUUUGUGCCACCUUCCUGUUGUCUCAUGGAUGGUGUCCAAAUGCCACCAGGAGCUGUUGUUGCAUGGCGGGGGGUCCCCAAAGACCUCCACGGACAUGUACCUGCUGAUCCUGCAGCAUUUUCUGCUGCAUGCCUCCCCGCCAGACUCUGUCCCCCACAGUCUGGGAUCCCGCUUGCUUCGAGGCAGGCUCCCCACCCUCCUGCACCUGGGCCGGCUGGCUCUCUGGGGUCUGGGCAUGUGCUGCUACGUGUUCUCCGCCAAGCAGCUCCAGGCAGCACACAUUGAUGAUGAGGACAUUUCUCUUGGCUUCCUGGUGCAUGCCAAGAGCGUGGGGCCUGGGAGCACCACCCCCCUGGAAUUCCUGCACAUCACCUUCCAGUGUUUUUUUGCAGCCCUGUACCUUGUGCUCAGCACUGACGUGUCACCGUCCUUGCUUAGACAACUCUUCAUUUGUCAUGGGCCGCGCAGCUCGCUGCUGGCCAGGCUUCUGCCCACAACGUGCGUGCCGCGCUCAGAGCACAAGGAGGGCAGCUUGGCAGCUUUGCUGCAGGAGGCUGAGCCGCACAACCUCCAGAUCACGGCAGCCUUCCUGGCGGGGCUGCUGUCCCGGGAGCACCGGGGCCUGCUGGCUGAGUGCCAGGCCAAUGAGGAGGCCCUGCUGCGGCUCCAGGGCCGGGCCCAGGGCUGUCUGUCCCGCAGCCUCCACCAGCACUUCCGCUCCAUCCCACCAGCUGUGCCAGGGGAGGCCAAGAGCAUGCAUGCCAUGCCUGGCUUCCUCUGGCUCAUCCGGAGCCUGUACGAGAUGCAGGAGGAGCGGCUGGCCCGGGAGGCGGUGCGUGGGCUAACGGUGGGGCACCUGAAGCUGACGUUCUGCGGCGUGGGCCCCCCCGAGUGCGCUGCCCUGGCCUUUGUGCUGCGGCACCUCCGGCGGCCUGUGGCCCUGCAGCUGGACCACAACUCUGUUGGUGACAUUGGCGUGGAGCAGCUGCUGCCGUGCCUCAGUGUCUGCAAGGCUCUUUACUUGCGAGAUAACAAUAUCUCAGACCGAGGCAUCUGUAAGCUCAUCGAGCAUGCUCUGCACUGCGAGCAGCUGCAGAAGUUAGCGCUGUUCAACAACAAAUUGACCGAUGGCUGUGCACACUCCAUGGCGAGGCUCCUUGCAUGCAAGCAGAACUUCCUGGCUUUGAGGCUGGGGAAUAACCGUAUCACUGCCGCAGGAGCCCAGGCGCUGGCCGAGGGGCUCAGAGCCAACACCUCCUUGCAGUUCUUGGGGUUCUGGGGCAACAAGGUGGGUGAUGAGGGGGCCCAGGCCUUGGCUGAAGCCUUGGGUGAUCACCAGAGCUUGAGGUGGCUCAGCCUGGUGGGAAACGACAUUGGCAGUGUCGGGGCUCGAGCCUUAGCAUUAAUGUUGGAAAAGAACGUGGCACUGGAAGAACUCUGCCUGGAGGAGAACCAUCUCCAGGAUGAAGGUGUGUGUUCUCUGGCCAAAGGACUUGAGAGGAAUUCAAGUUUGAAAGUUCUGAAGCUGUCCAACAACUGCAUCACCUACCUUGGGGCAGAAGGCCUCCUGCAGGCCCUGGAAAAGAAUGAUACCAUCCUGGAAGUCUGGCUCCGAGGCAACACUUUCUCCUUGGAGGAAAUGGAGAGGCUCAGCCAGAAGGACACCAGACUGUUGCUCUGAAGCCGGGGGGCCAGCAUUUAUCUCAGUUUGUUUGCGAACAGGCUGUGGGUGUGGGUCCUAGAAGCUGGAUUACAUCUGGCAGCAGCCCAUUAACGCAGAGCUGCAUCCUGCCCAGGGCAGGGCUGGCACAGUGGGUCAUCUUUGUUCUGGCAGAAGAAGGAGCGAAGGAGCGACAGUGCCCCUCAGAGUGAACAUUUCUGCAGCCUACUUCUGCAUCCAGUUGUUCCCAAGAUUCCGUCCAUGGAAUGCAGAAGAGGGCCAGCUCCUCUCCACCUGCAGCUGGUCUGACUUGGGUCAGUGGGGCCCAUGGGUGUUACUGCAUCACUGUGUGCCUGUUGCUGUAGAGACCUAGAUCCAUAUGAGAGGCCCCUUUCCACCUGCUUCACAAUGAGGAGAGGGAGUCAGGAAGCAGCUUUCUGCUGUCUUAACUCGUGGGUCGUCAUCUAUCCAGGCCGUUCCCCACCUCUUGUCCCUCCACCCAUCCUGGACCCCUGCACCUGGCACUUCCUUUGUGAGUAAGGAUUCAGAAUGCCGGUGUCGUCAGCUUUGAUAUUUUGAGCCUCCCUCUACCACACCCCUACCCCCACCCCUACACCUGCGCAGAGUGGGAAGGGCUCUAAUUUACCUGCCAUCCUUCCUAAUACUUAAGACAUUAUUGAAAGGGGACACAUGACAGCCAUUUGUUCCCCAAGACAUUUUGGAUUGUCAAGAAAAAUAAGACCAUGCUACAGCUGAUAUCACACACACACACACACACACACACACACACACACACUUCCAUUUCCAGUGAAGUCAAUUAGUCUUCAUUCAGUUAAGCCUUUGGAAACUACUCCCCACCAGAAUGCAGUUUUUAGGAUCAGUCUGGGCCAGAGUUUUGAGCAGUCCCACCAGGUCUCCUGUUGAUGCCUGGGAGCUGGAUUCUGACAGCCGACUUCCAAAAGACAUGCAUAAGAGACGGUCCAGUGUUAUGUGACUUAAAGUUAUGGAUUAAACGUUUACAGGGGCAAAAUCAAAGCCUUUUCCUUACAAGGCACAUGUUUUUCUGGAUUUUCUCCAAAUGAUGCGUGAGGCUUCAACCUCUGUAAACUCAGGUGCUCUGCAAGUGUUAUUAUUUAAACACUAUUGUUUGGGAUAACUGGUUAAUAUUUAUAAACCGCUUUGUUAUAUUCACUCUGUUUUUUUUUUUUUUUUGUAAAAAACACAACCAUGAAUGUUAUGCUGUAAAUAGUCACAGAGAAGAAAUCUGUGGAGUCCCCAAAGCUGUCUUCAUUGUGACCAAACAUUAAAAAACAAAACAAAACAAAACAAAA
Canis lupus familiaris (dog) is the source of this 4360-nucleotide messenger RNA. RefSeq names its product nucleotide binding oligomerization domain containing 2 (gene NOD2). NCBI's taxonomy places the organism in Eukaryota, Metazoa, Chordata, Mammalia, Carnivora, Canidae. The record is from RefSeq and is marked inferred. Gene Ontology annotation, biological process: regulation of apoptotic process. Gene Ontology annotation, molecular function: protein binding.